AUGUCGUCUGCAAAACCUAUCACAUGUAUUGCUGCCGUGGCUUACGAGGCUGGCAAACCUCUCACAGUGGAAGAGAUCGUGGUGGAUCCCCCAAAGGAACAUGAAGUCCGUGUUAAAAUUGAGUACACGGCGGUUUGUCACACAGAUGCGUACACACUCAGCGGAGUAGACCCAGAGGGUGCUUUCCCAUCGAUCUUGGGCCAUGAGGGCGCUGGAGUCGUGGAAUCAGUUGGCGAUAAAGUCACCAACGUCAAGGCUGGCGAUCAUGUCAUUGCAUUGUAUACAGCUGAGUGCAAAGAGUGCAAGUUCUGCACUUCUAAUAAAACCAAUCUGUGCAGCUCUGUGAGAGCCACGCAGGGUAAAGGUGUGAUGCCAGAUGGAACUUCAAGAUUCCACAACCAAAAGGGCGAAGAGCUGUUGCAUUUCAUGGGCUGUUCGACCUUUUCUCAAUACACGGUUGUGGCCGACGUCUCACUUGUCGCAAUUGACCCACAUGCUCCUUUGGACACUGUGUGUUUGCUAGGGUGUGGUGUCACUACAGGCUACGGUGCUGCCAUCAAGACAGCAAACGUACAAAAGGGCGACACCGUUGCUGUUUUUGGUGCAGGAACCGUGGGUCUUUCCGUGGUACAGGGAGCCAAAGUCAGAGGAUGUUCUAAGAUCAUCGUAGUUGAUACCAAUGAUCAGAAGAAAGAUUGGGCCCACGAAUUUGGUGCCACAGAUUUCGUCAACCCUUCCAAGGACUUGAAAAAUGGUCAAAGCAUUGUUGAAAAACUUGCCGAAAUGACCGAUGGUGGUCUUGACUUCACCUUCGACUGUACCGGUAAUACCGAUGUUAUGAGAGACGCGCUAGAGGCUUGUCACAAAGGUUGGGGCCAGUCCAUCAUUAUUGGCGUGGCGGCCGCCGGCAAAGAAAUAUCAACCAGACCUUUCCAGUUAGUUACUGGUAGGGUCUGGAAAGGAUCUGCUUUCGGCGGAAUUAAGGGGAGAUCGGAGAUGAAUGGGUUGGUAUCCGACUAUCUUGACGGUAAACUGAAAGUUGACGAAUUUAUCACACACAAGAGAGCUUUCUCGGACAUCAAUGCUGCUUUCGAGGAUCUACAUCACGGAGACUGCCUAAGGACAGUUUUGGACCUGUCUAAGUGA
Lachancea nothofagi CBS 11611 is the source of this 1146-nucleotide messenger RNA. Lineage: Eukaryota; Fungi; Ascomycota; Saccharomycetes; Saccharomycetales; Saccharomycetaceae. The record is from the annotation of a GenBank genome assembly.